Arachis duranensis is the source of this 2519-nucleotide messenger RNA. RefSeq lists its product as uncharacterized. Lineage: Eukaryota; Viridiplantae; Streptophyta; Magnoliopsida; Fabales; Fabaceae. The record is from RefSeq and is a predicted model, not a curated record. The transcript is spliced from 2 exons. The coding region runs from base 598 to 2397 and encodes 599 amino acids.
AAUUGCAAUAAUUGUUCUUGGGGAAAUCGAGAGGAUGUUUACGAGCAUUUAGUUUGUGAUGGGUUUGAUAAGGGAUAUAAUAAGUGGAUAUUUCAUGGAGAAUGCGGGUCUUCAAAAUCUGCUGAGAAGGAUGGAUCUGAAAUACAAGAUAACUUGGAUAAAUUGUUGGAAGAGACCUUCAUAAUGUCGAGGCAAUUUGAAACGAGUCAAUUUGAUGACGCAUUGGAUGAGGAUGAAAAUGAAGAAGAGCUUGAUGAAGAAACUAAGAAGUUUUACAAGUUGAUCCAUGAUGCUCAUCAAGAAUUAUAUCCGGGAUGUAAAGAUUUUACAAAGUUAUCAACUAUUGUUUGUUUGAUCCACAUAAAGAACCUUCAUGGUUGGAGCAACGUGUCAUUUAAUAUGUUACUACAACUACUCAAUGAAUUACUUUCCGAAGGCUCGUGUCUACCAUCAACAUAUGAAUAGUGUAAGUACAUCAUCAAGGACUUAGAUUUCAGUUAUGAAAAAAUUGACGCUUGUCCAAAUGACUGUAUCUUAUACUGGAAGAAGUUUAAGGAAUACAUUACUUGUCCAAAAUGUGGUGCUUCUAGGUAUAAAAUGAAAAAGGUCCAAAGUGCUAAAAGAAAAGUUUCUUGUAAGGUAACUUCUCGACCAAUUCCAGCAAAGAUUUUGAGGUAUUUUCCUUUGAAACCGAGGAUCAAGAAACUAUUCAUAUCUUCAAAAACCGCCGAUCUGAUGACAUGGCACAAUAAAGGUCAUAAAAAUGAUGGAAAACUAAGGCAUCCAGCAGACUCACCAGCUUGGAAAACUUUCGAUUCGUUACAUUCAAAUUUUGCAUUGGAGCCUCAAAAUGUGAGGAUGGGUUUAGCAAGUGAUGGUUUUAACCCAUAUAAAACAAUGAGUAGUAGAUACAGUAUUUGGCCGGUGGUCCUGACGAUAUAUAACUUGCCUCCAUGGGAUUGCAUAAAACAACAUUCUAUGAUGUUGUCUUUGCUUAUUCCUGGUCCUUCUUCUCCUAAUAGAAAUAUUGAUAUAUAUUUACAACCUUUAAUCGAUGAGUUAAAAGAGUUAUGGGAGAAUGGCUUUGAGACAUAUGAUGCUUCUAGUGGAAAGUUAUUUCGUGUACAUGCUGCCUUACUUUGGACUCUAAGCGAUUUGCCUAGUUACUCUAUGUUAUCUGGUUGGCGUACAAGUGGAAAAUUGGCAUGUCCUAUUUGUAAUUAUGACACAUGCUCUAGAUUCUUGAAACAUAGUAAAAAAACCUGUUACAUGGGACAUCAAAGAUUUUUAGCAUCAAAGCAUCGGUGGCGAAAGGAUAAGAAGAGUUUCGACAGUACAAAAGAGCUAAGAACAGCACCUGUACCACUAUCAGGGCCUGAUAUAUUAGAAAAAUUAGGCAAUAGGGAGAAUUUGUUUGGGAAGACUAUAAAGAGGAGAAGAAAUGAUGAUGAUCCCUGGACUAAGAAAAGCAUCUUUUUCGAGUUACCAUAUUGGAGUACUAAUUUGCUUCGUCACAACUUGGAUGUAAUGCACAUUGAAAAGAAUAUUUGUGAAAAUAUUGUUGGAACAUUAUUGAAUUUAGAAGGAAAAUCAAAAGAUCAUCUCAAAGCAAGGCUUGACUUGGUAGAUAUAGAGAUAUGGCAUGAACUUCAUCCAAAAAAUAUAGGACUAAAUAAGACAUUUUUGCCACCAGCACGUUUCAAAAUGUCUUCAAAGGAAAAAAGUGACUUUUGUUGUGUUUUGAAAAAUGCAAAGCUUCUUGAAGGGUAUGGCUUCAAUAUUUCUAGGUGUGUUCAACUGGAACAUCACAAACUUCUUGGUCUUAAGAGUCACGACUACCAUAUAUUGAUGCAAGACUUGCUUAUUAAAAUAGCAAUUCGAAGAGCUUUACCAAAAGAAGUUGUGAGAGUUCUACUCAAGUUUAGUUCAUACUUCAAGACUUUAUGCUCUAAAGUUAUCAGAGUUGAUGUGUUUGAACAAUUAGAUGUUGAAAUUGCACAAAUUCUUUGUGAAUUAGAAAGAAUAUUUCCACCAUCAUUUUUUGUGCUAAUGAUCCAUUUGUCUAUGCAUCUAGCAUAUGAAGCAAGACUUGGUGGACCUGUCCAAUACCGUUGGAUGUACCCAAUUGAGAGGUUCCUACUCAAAUUGAAGAAUUAUGUCCGUAAUAAAAGUCGUCCUGAGGGAUCUAUUGUAGAAAGGUAUUUAGUAGACGAAUGUUUGACAUUUUGUUCAAGAUACUUGAAUGACAAUGUCCGAAAAAAAUUCAAUAACCUAACAAAGAAUCUUGAUGGUCCAAUAGGGAAUAUGGUGAUGAUAAGUCUGGAUCCUCUUAUGUGGGAGCAAUCUCAUUGUUAUGUAUUGUUCAAUUAUAAUAUCACCGCUCCAUAUAUCAAGUAAGUAAUCAUAUAUGCCUCUUUAUUUUUUAAUAUUAUCAUACUUAUAUUUGAUACUUUUCACCUUUAUGUAGACAACAUAAGGAGAUUGUUUUUAGUGAUGCUCAUACUAGCCUUGGAGAUAAA